AUGGUAAAAAAGAAAGUGGGAAAGUGGAAAAUGUGCAUGGAUUUCACUGGCUUGAAUAAGGCAUGUUCCAAAGAUCGUUAUCUUCUUCCUCACAUUGAUCGGCUCAUCGACGGGGCUUCUGGUUUCUGUCUUCUCAGUAUCAUGGAUGCUUACUCGGGUUACGAUCAGAUACGGAUGAAUCCAUUGGAUGCUCCUAAGAUGGCAGAGUAUGAAGCUUUGAUUGCAGGAAUGAGGUUGGCAAAAGAGGUUGGAGUAAUACAUUUGCUUGUUCAAACUGUCUCUCAGUUAAUCACCAGCCAGGUCAGAGGAGAGUUUCAGAAGAAGGAUCCAUCGUUAGUCAGAUACUUGCAAAAAGCUCUCAAGAUAUCUCAGACGUUUGUGGAAUUUGAGUAUGCUACGGAGAUGCAUCUACGGACAGAUUCCGAAGAUGCAUCUCCAGAUCAAAAAAAGCCACGCUCCAUAAUUAGGCUAGAUCGCGUGUAUUUGAGAUGCGUUUGGAGAUGCAACUCCGAAAUCUAG
This is a messenger RNA of Lathyrus oleraceus (garden pea), 519 nucleotides long. RefSeq lists its product as uncharacterized. NCBI's taxonomy places the organism in Eukaryota, Viridiplantae, Streptophyta, Magnoliopsida, Fabales, Fabaceae. Bases 1 to 519 code for a protein of 172 amino acids. The transcript has 3 exons. The record is from RefSeq and is a predicted model, not a curated record. Gene Ontology annotation, molecular function: RNA-DNA hybrid ribonuclease activity; nucleic acid binding.